AUGGCUGAACUCAAACACCCAGCUACCCAAUGCGGCUACCAAUGGAGAUCGUCAGAAACCUUCAUUCUGGCCACAGUCGCUAUUGGGAUCGCGCGAAGCAUGUUCCUCUGGAGCUUCAUUAUCCCUCUACUUCCUUACAUGCUAGAGGAGCGAAUCGGCCUCGAGCCGUCCAGGACGCAGAACGUGACGUUUCUUGUCCUGGCAGAAACGGCCCUGACCUCGGCCGUGUCCAGCCCUAUCGUCGGCACUCUGGCGGACCGCUGGCGCGCCAAAAAGACGUUUCUCUUCUUCUCCCUAGCGCUGGCAAGCCUGUGCACGGCCAGCAUUGCACUCGCGAAAGGCCUAUACAUCAUCUUUCUCGCGCGGUUCUUCCAAGCCAUCGCCGAUAAUUGCAUGUGGAUCGGCGGCCUAGCUAUCAUCAGCCAGACCUUCCCAGCGCAACACUUUGGCAAGGUCAUGUCCGUGCUGAGUGUCACCGUCGCCGUCGGCACCUCCGCCGGGCCCGUACUCUCCGGCAUCCUGUUUGAGAAGGGCGGGUACUGGAUAGCCUGGACCAGCGCCUUUGCCGUCUUGCUAGUCGACGCAGUCAUGCGCAUGCUGAUGAUCGAGUGCAAACCAGCGCAGCCAAAACCACCACAGAAGCAACAGCCCACGGACGCCGACCCCGACCCCGAGCGCGCCCCCUUACUGCCGCGCAGCCUCUCCACCGACUCCUGGCGCCAAAACCACCUGGCCGGCGUGACCCCUAUGCAGGAGCAAACCGGACUGCGGUACUACGGCGUCCUCUUCCGCCAACCGCGGUUCACAGCAGCCAUGACGGCGUACGUGUUCUACGCGAUGCUCCUCGCCAGCUUUGACACUACCUUGCCCCUGCAUAUCCGCGACGUCUUCGGCUGGGGUAGCCUACCAGCCGGGCUGCUCUUCGUGGGCCUCCAAAUGCCGGGAAUCGUCUUGACGCCCGUCUGCGGCUGGCUGAAAGACCGUGUGGGCACGCGCCUCCCGACGGGGCUGGGCUUCCUGCUGGUCGCCCCGUUCCUGUGGCUGCUGGGCGUGCCGGGCGACGAGCGCUUCCCGUGGGCCAGCGGCGGCUCGGAGACGGGGAAGGCUCUGUACGCGAUCGCGGUGGUGGUGAUCGGGUGUUUCUUCUCGGCGUUGAAUGGAGUGGGGUUCCUGGAAGCGACCUUAACCAUCGACGAGCUCGAAUCCCGUCACCCCGGCAUCUUCGGCCCCAACGGCGGCCACUCCCGCGCCCAGUCUAUCGCCUGGAUGGGCUGGACGGUCGGCAUGUUCCUGGGGCCUAUCGUCUCGGGUCUGUUGGUCGACCGUAUCGGGUAUCUGGAUCUGCACUUUAUCUUCGGCCUUCUGUCUGUCUUCUUCUCCGCGGUCACUCUCUCUGCUUUGACUGGAAAGAGGGAGUGAUUUCUUUGUCAAGGAACGGGGAUUAUCUGAUCAGAGAUUGGAAGGGUAUCUUCUGAGAAUUAUUU
Molecule: messenger RNA, 1484 nt
Organism: Aspergillus homomorphus CBS 101889
Lineage: Eukaryota; Fungi; Ascomycota; Eurotiomycetes; Eurotiales; Aspergillaceae
Product: vesicular amine transporter
Exons: 6
Coding region: 1-1419 (472 amino acids)
Biological process (GO): transmembrane transport
Molecular function (GO): transmembrane transporter activity
Source: RefSeq, a predicted model, not a curated record